CAUUCCGCUACACUGCCGGUACGUAUGUCCUUGUCCCCUCGAAACCCAUACAUGGUAUAUUUAGGAUUUGACAUGUCCAUUUUCUGUGGUUGUUCCUUCAGGUACCUAAAACCGUACUAGUUAAUAUGUUUAUCAUUCAUGAAAUUGAUCUUGAGCCUUUGAAAUCAUUUACGAAUUGUUUUCACUAACCUGGUAAGAAUAUGUGUUCCUAUUUUGCAUUAAAUUUGAAAGCUCAACUGAAGCCAUUCGUCUAAUUCUUUUGUUUCUCAGAAGCAACAUCUUAGUUGUAUUUUUCUUGAGUUGACCUGAUGCUUCUGAUCCCUGAUCUUGACUUGAGAGCAGCAGCUCCUUGUUGAACAGCCAACACCUGGCCACUUCUGAAGCAUGUACUGAUAUAAUGUGUCAUAAAGAAAAAAAAAAGCACAGCUCCCAAGAUUGAUGGGUAGCAGCGAUCGAUCCCUCUUCUGCGACCAAUCACGUUGCUACCACAAGCCAUGUCCUGGUUGUGGGCUUCUGUAUGGAAGUCCAGAUGCAGAGAAACUGACUUGAGGAAUUAUUUAGAGAAAAGGGUUCUCCAUUCUCCAGCAUAAGUUCAGUUGUAGAACAGGUGUGGUGGGAGUGGUAGUUGCUGUGCACAAAAAAAUGUACGAGAAAGAUUCCCUCCCGGAUAUGCUGAAUGUUGAUAGUUCGUGCGCGAUUAUCCUUUCUCAUGGAAAAUAUUUCUAUGGUGCUUCAGAAUUUGUUAUUGUUGCAGUGUGGAUGCUUUAGUGCAGCUGCUGUCUGGUGGGCUCCCUAGCUGCAAUCUUGGGGGAUGAUACUCUUCUUUGCAUGAACUAUAAGGCUACGAAGGGAUACUUUUCUCCUUACUUUUGUUGAUAACAGCAAGAUAUCUAUCAAAUUAAGCAUCAAAUGUGUGUUAUGGAAGUAUAAAAGAAGCAUGUCUAUGCUUGUUAUGGAUGGAUGGGCCAAGCUCGAGAUAGGCUAGCAAAUCAAUAUUUAAUACAAUCUAGUAGUUAUAUAAAGCAAAGUAUCACAAUCUAGUAGUUAUAUAAAGCAAAGUAUCAGUUGAGAUGUAGGUAGCGCUUGUGUGAUUAUGACAAAACUUUACGAAGUUACACUGGUGACUAGCUCGAGAAUGAAAUGGAUGAGAUCGAGCUUGUUGUUUAAUACAAUCUAUGUUGAAUGUAAUCAUGUUGACCUCUAAUGUUGUUUGUAGAUGAUGAGGCGAGAGGGCCUCAUCAUUGUCAUCAUCAUCUUAUAAAUUUGUGCCAUGUGAAACAGGUAGUAUAGAAUCCAUGGGGACCCGCGAACUGGAAUAGAAAAAUGUCGGGUUUGGGCAUCAUUUGGGAAGGCAGCUGGAGGCGCCUCGGCCAGCGCUUCUCCUCCAGAUUUGGUUGGAUCUCGUCUCCUGCUCUGGGCUUGCUUGCAGCAGCAGGCAGGAGGCAUGUCGACGAUGACGGUGCCGCCAGAGCCACCGCACGUCCUGGCCGUGGACGAUAGCAUCGUCGACCGUGCGGUCAUCUCCAGGCUCCUCCGCAGCUCCAAAUACCGAGUUACGACGGUGGACAGUGGCAAGAGAGCGUUGGAGGUUCUCAGCCUGGAUCGCAAUGUGCACAUGAUCAUCACGGAUUACUGCAUGCCGGAGAUGAGCGGCUACGACCUCCUGAAGCGGGUGAAGGAGUCGGCGGAGCUGCGGGGGAUCCCGGUGGUGAUCAUGUCAUCGGAGAACUCACCGACGAGGAUCCGGCGGUGUCUGGAGGAGGGCGCUGAGGACUUCCUCAUCAAGCCGGUGGGGGCGUCGGAUGUGUCGCGCCUCUGCAGCCGCCUCACCCUCUAAUCCAAUGCAGUACUAGUACUGACCAAUUGGAGCAAGUGCAGACAUGACAUCAUCAGAGAUUAUUCAUUCAGUUCAGGGUUGAAGCCUCGGAGGACCCGGACUGGAAUGGAAUCGAGGCUGUUUUGUUUGUGGAUGAUGAUGGCAUUGACCAAUGUGUCGCCUAGCUAGCCGCAAGUAGUAGUAUAUGUUGCUACCAGAGCAGAGCAGAUAUGUGCCUGCCUGACCCUUGAGAACUUUUUGGUUCAUUCAGGAGGAACAUGUUGUACAUUUCGUCAUGCAACUAAUGGCAUUAGCAUUGUAGCU
This is a messenger RNA of Panicum hallii, 2140 nucleotides long. Its product is annotated as two-component response regulator ORR3. Lineage: Eukaryota; Viridiplantae; Streptophyta; Magnoliopsida; Poales; Poaceae. The record is from RefSeq and is a predicted model, not a curated record. The transcript has 5 exons. Bases 1445 to 1837 code for a protein of 130 amino acids. Gene Ontology annotation, biological process: phosphorelay signal transduction system; cytokinin-activated signaling pathway.